Penicillium macrosclerotiorum is the source of this 477-nucleotide messenger RNA. RefSeq names its product DUF3237 domain-containing protein. Lineage: Eukaryota; Fungi; Ascomycota; Eurotiomycetes; Eurotiales; Aspergillaceae. The transcript has a single exon. The record is from RefSeq and is a predicted model, not a curated record. The coding region runs from base 1 to 477 and encodes 158 amino acids.
AUGGCACCUAGCCUAACAUUUGCCUUCACCCUGGAGGUCGACCUUUCCCCUGCCCUAGAUUUUGGAGACACCCAUUGCGGUCAUCGGCGCUUCAUCCCAAUCACUGGCGGAACUGCACAAGGCCCAAAACUGCAAGCCACAAUCCUUCCUGGUGGUGGUGAUUGGAAUGCCCUGCGCCAAGACGGAAUGGGGCAUGUCUUUGCCAAAUAUACCAUUCAAACAAAUGAUGGCGUUUUUAUCAGUGUCACCAACGAAGGCUGGAUUCGAAAAUUUGAGAAAAGCUCCAGUUCAACUCCCGGUGAAUCCACGGUUGACGUGACAGAAAUGAAGCAGAGCGAGUGGUACGCAAGGACAAACCCGCGAUUUGAAGUCGAGGAUGGUCCGCAUGGGUGGCUGAAUCGAACACUGUUUGUUGGUGAUCUUCAUCGCCCAACCAUGCCCAAUCAUGUUACGAUUGAUGUGUAUGCAGUUGAAUAA